Molecule: messenger RNA, 1240 nt
Organism: Camelina sativa (false flax)
Lineage: Eukaryota; Viridiplantae; Streptophyta; Magnoliopsida; Brassicales; Brassicaceae
Source: RefSeq, a predicted model, not a curated record
AAUUUAGUAAAAACUGUCUUAUAUCAUUUGAAGUCGUAAGAGACCACAAAUAUAGACAAUAUAUGUAUAUAGAUGGAGGUAAAGAGACCAAAUCUGGUGCCAAAUCAGUGUCUUAAAUGGUUCAAAUUUCUUUCUUAAUACUCUGCAUUGCAAUGUAAACACAGGUAUGAAUGCAUGUAUAAAUUUUAUAUCUAGAUCCCUCAAAUGGUUAAAUAUCAGAAUUGCCAUCGCGUCUCUUAUGAACGUCUUCUGACUCUCUCUCUUCAUCGCCGGAAAAAACACAUUUCAUCCGUCGACGCAUGUUCAAGUCACUGGAGACAACAACGCCCACUUUUGUCCCGUGUAAUAUCUUUCGACAACCUUGAUUAAAAGGAUCCAAGUCUCGGCGUGGAAGCUUGCGUCUAAGCUUCAAAAGCCUCCUUCUCAACGCCAAGUCUCCUCGUCAUAACGCUUUAUCUGUUAGGUUUGUGUUCAUUUGGUUUGGUUUCUGAAAUUUUCCUAGGUUAACUCGCGUACGUAAUCACGAUACUGUAGAUGGAGAGCAUAACGAAGUGGGACUUGGGAUCACUCCGAACUUAUUACUCCAUUGAACCUUGGGAGAAGUUUCAAGAAGAGGAGGUUCUAGACAUUAGCCUUGUUCCUCAACUUCAAGGGGAGUUAUGGAAGGCUCAAUCGAGAAUCAAAGAGCUCGAGGCCGAAAAGUAUGUAUCGUGUUUCAUAAGAAACCAAAGAUUUGAGAGAGAAAAAACUACUGAUCCAGCUGUUGACUACUUGAAGGAGAAGUUAAGCAAAGAGAGGGAAGAAAUGAAAAGAGCUAAAGCUGAGAAUUCUAGGUUAAAGAAGAAGAUUUUGAAUAUGGAAUCAUCAGUGAAUCGGUUGAGAAGAGAAAGAGAUACAAUGGAGAAAGUGUGCGAGGAACUGGUUACAAGGAUAGAUGAAUUGAAGGCGAAUGCAAGGAGGAUGUGGAACGAGACUGAGGAGGAGAGGGAAAUGUUGCAGAUGGCUGAGAUGUGGAGGGAAGAAAGGGUUAGGGUUAAGUUCACAGAAGCUAAACUUUCCUUGCAAGAAAAAUACGAGGAGAUGGACUUGUAUGUAAAUGAGUUAGAGAAGUGUUUGGAGAUGGCGAAAGAAGUAGGAGGUAUUGAUGAGAUGAGGCUGAGGAGAGGUGAAGGUUUAAUAAAGAUUGCAAGAUCUUUGGAACCUAUAGAUGAUAAGAUUAGAUUCUGAGGAGAGAUUUGAG